UUCGUUCUUCUUCGUCUUCGUCUCGACGCAGAAAGAAGAAAGAAAGAGAUAAAAGAAAAAACACCGUGCGGCGGACGAAGAAGAUUCCUGAAUCUCUUCGUGUUAGUUUAGCUGGGGACUGAUUCGGUUUUCUUCUUCAGGCGGUGUUUGAUUGGUCUAGGAGAACAUAUAUACAUAGGAUUCUUCUAGAGAUGAUGAUGACGAUGGGUUUCGAGAUUUCGGAUGAGUUUCUGGGGACGUUCGUGCCGAUUCUGGUGUAUUGGGUGUAUUCAGGGAUGUACGUUUGUUUAGGAUCCUUGGAGAGGUAUCGAUUGCAUUCCAAGGUGGACGAGGACGAGAAGAAUCUCGUUACCAAAUCUGCCGUCGUCAAGGGCGUUCUUCUUCAGCAGACUCUUCAGGCCAUCAUCUCCGUUAUCCUCUUCAAGAUAACAGGAAGUGAUGAUGCAGAUGCUUCCACGACGCAGCAAUUCUCCCUUCUACUCCUCGCUAGACAGUUAAUCAUCGCCAUGCUCGUAAUCGACACUUGGCAGUACUUCAUCCACCGCUACAUGCACAUCAACAAGUUCUUAUACAAGCACAUCCAUUCCCAACACCACCGCCUCAUCGUGCCUUACUCGUAUGGAGCUUUAUACAACCAUCCUUUAGAAGGCCUUCUCUUGGACACCAUCGGUGGUGCUUUGUCUUUCCUCUUCUCCGGUAUGUCCCCAAGAACGGCUAUCUUUUUCUUCUCCUUCGCUACCAUCAAGACGGUUGAUGAUCACUGUGGACUAUGGCUCCCGGGGAACCCGUUUCACAUCUUCUUCAGUAACAACUCUGCUUACCAUGAUGUUCAUCAUCAGCUCUAUGGGAGUAAAUACAAUUUCUCGCAGCCGUUCUUUGUCUUGUGGGAUAGGAUUCUCGGUACUUACUUGCCUUAUUCGCUUGAGAAGAGAGCCACUGGUGGAUUUGAGACACGGCCAAUCAAAGCAUCCAAAGAUGAGUAACUUUUCCUUUUUUGGAACUUCGUUAUCACUGCUACGUUACUUCAUCAUUUACUCGCUAGAGAACUACUGUAACCUCUCUGUGUACUUGUAACUGUGUACAUACGAUUCCAAUCUCUCAUUUUCCAUCUGCGGAUGUAUGUCUCUGUGUAAGCUAGCACUAAAACUCAUUUUGUAAUAUCAAAAACUUCAGAUAUUCUCUAUUGAAUCUGCUUACAAUUUCA
Brassica oleracea var. oleracea is the source of this 1204-nucleotide messenger RNA. Its product is annotated as sphinganine C(4)-monooxygenase 2. The record is from RefSeq and is a predicted model, not a curated record. Gene Ontology annotation, biological process: lipid biosynthetic process. The coding region runs from base 192 to 983 and encodes 263 amino acids. NCBI's taxonomy places the organism in Eukaryota, Viridiplantae, Streptophyta, Magnoliopsida, Brassicales, Brassicaceae. The transcript has 2 exons. Gene Ontology annotation, molecular function: iron ion binding; oxidoreductase activity.